Messenger RNA from Racocetra fulgida, 293 nucleotides. Lineage: Eukaryota; Fungi; Glomeromycota; Glomeromycetes; Diversisporales; Gigasporaceae. The record is from the annotation of a GenBank genome assembly.
GUUGGACUUGGAUUAUUCACCAACAGGGGAAGAGAUAGUUACAGGUGCAUAUGAUAGAACUCUUCGUCUUUUUCAUUCACGGAAAGGACAUAGCCGUGAUAUUUACCAUACCAAACGGAUGCAACGAAUUUUCUGUGUGAAGUUUAGUAUGGACUCAAAAUAUGUGCUUUCGGCUGUUAAAAAUGCACAAGAUACAAAACGUAUUAUGUUACAAUCUCAACGCCGUAAAGAAGAGAACUUGCGCAAGCAUUCUAAAAAGGAUUUUGUACCAUAUAAAGCUGAGAGGAAAAAAA